Messenger RNA from Dipodomys ordii (Ord's kangaroo rat), 363 nucleotides. RefSeq names its product cartilage intermediate layer protein 1-like. NCBI's taxonomy places the organism in Eukaryota, Metazoa, Chordata, Mammalia, Rodentia, Heteromyidae. The transcript is spliced from 2 exons. The annotation marks the transcript as partial. The record is from RefSeq and is a predicted model, not a curated record.
GGAGGCAGAUGAUGCUCAAUCCGUUGGUGAGAAGAAUCCAGCCUGGAAAGAGGACCUCCAACAUCUUUGCCAAGCCUGCUGAGCCCCCAGAGAGUCCCGGUGAGUGGACAGCGUGGUUUAACAUCGACCACCCAGGCGGGAAGGGUGACUAUGAGCGCCUGGACGCCAUUCGCUUCUACUAUGGGGACCGAGUGUGUGCCCGGCCCCUCCGGCUGGAGGCCCGGACCACUGACUGGAUACCUGCAGGCAGCAAUGGCCAAGUGGUCCAUGGCAAUCCCCGAGAGGGCUUCUGGUGCCUCAACCGGGAACAGAGGCCUGGCCAGAACUGCUCCAAUUACACUGUGCGCUUCCUCUGUCCACCAG